UUCAUCGUCGUUUCUUUGCAGUUCGAUCGUUCCGAAUCACACGCGAGUGAUAUGUGUGCAUUGUAAUUCAUCCUAUCACUUCUGUUGGGGCUUGUGAUGUGUGCGAGUUAGCGAAGUACAUGAUUGCUUUAAAUGGCUCUCUUCGUUUGACGCUAUCGGACAUAAAGUUGCUGAAGAAAAAUGCACGGUUACGCUGAUCACUCGAGAUCACAAUACCCUGGCCCGAUUGGAAUGUUGGUUUGUCCCGUAUGCAACGGGCCUUGUCGCAAUCAGGAGCAUCAUAAACCAAUGUUCCGGCCUGUCCCACCUGUUUUUCCUCAAUUUCCCAUUCCGGAUCCAUCGAGAUUCUUAUCCGUUGAAAUUCAGGACGCUCCUCAGGAUCUCAAAAAAGCCUCGAAAGCUGGCGUUGCUGCUCGCCCCGUAACGAAGGGUAAAGCGAAGAAGACUCCCAAAGACUUGCCCCGGCCUUUCUGCUGUGAUGUUUGCGAUAAAACCUUUACCAAGGAUACGUAUUUAAUACAGCAUCGUAGGAUUCACACCGGAGAAAGACCAUUCGUCUGCGAAAUAUGCAAUAAAACGUUCACGCAAUCGGGUCAUUUGGUUAAUCACAAAAGGGUCCACGUUGGAGAUCGUCCAUUUACGUGUGAACUUUGCAACAAAGCUUUCGCACACAGUCGCAACCUGAUAAGUAACCGAGGAUCAUCCUUUUUCUGUCGUAGACAUCGUCGAGCGCACUCAGGAGAGCGCCCCUUUUCCUGCGACCAAUGUGGCAAAAGCUUUCUUCAGGCGGAGCACCUCAAUAAUCAUAGACGAAGAAUUCAUCAAGGGGAAAGGCUUUCUUGUCGUGAGUGUGGGAAAUCGUUCUCACAUGCUUUCAACCUCGAACGGCACGCUCGAAUACAUACCGGCGAACGGCCAUACGAGUGUAAUCACUGCGAAAAGUCGUUCAACCAAUCAACACAUUUGAAUAACCAUGUAAAAUGCCACGGGAAAUCCGGAAGUGACCGAGUCGGAAAUUCCGAAGAGAUUCUAUCGUCACCUGAGCCUGCUUUGCCCGCGGCAGGUCCAGGACCUAAGAUGCAAGAUUCUUUCUCUCAAACGAACGAAGGGAUGCCUCGCAGUGACGCGAAUCCUGCGAUCGUCAUUGUAUUGAACAUCCGUUUCUUGUAUAACAUUGUGCUUCUGGGGAAAGAUGUGUUUUGUAGAAUGCAGUUCGUGAGGCGAGAUGUGCAAGGAGGGUGUGAUGAAGGUCUGAGAUUGAUGAAUUACGGACUAGAUCGCAGGCAACUUCUGCCAUUAUCCACGGAUGGCCAGCAUUUCAACCCGCGUCCCUGUGAAAAUUCGUCUGUUGCCCUGCAGUGCUACUGGUGUACAAUAUGCGCUUUACGUUUUGCAACUCCGCAAGAAUGCAUAGAGCAUAUGAAAAUUGCGCACACCGUUCAAGUCGUGCAACCAUCUCAGUAUUCUUCACAUACAGUACCGCAUUCCUCGCCUGCUGUGAAAUGUGAGCUUAAGGCUGACGAGGAAACCGAAACAGACGAUAAGCCUGAAGACAAAGGUUCAAAGAAGAGUCGGAGGUAUGCUUGUGACGUCUGUCCGAAAGCAUUUAUGCAGGCUGGACAUCUUGCUAAUCACAAGGCAGUUCAUGCUGGAGGUGAGAAACCGUUUUCCUGUAGCGUUUGCAACAAGCAAUUUGCUCACUCGCGGAAUCUCGGACGGCACAUGAGAUGUCACACUGGUGAAAGACCUCAUGAGUGCAAUAUGUGUGGCAAACGAUUUUUUCAAGGAGAACAUCUUGCUCAGCAUAAGAAGAGUCACGAAGGGCCGACCCUGACAUACAAGAGCGCUCGAGAGCGCCACAAGAAGGAGAUGCACCGUGGUUCAGAUCAAAUUCCGGAAGCCCUCGAGCGGUCGCCGCAGUUGCCUGUAAACAUGAAUGUGGAUCAUAAAACUCGAGUGAUUGAGAAAGAUGCGUUGCAUAUCGCAAAUACGCGGAGCUCUGAUAUGCUUUGUACCUCGCAUCCUGUGCAAAAUGCUGUUCAAUCAUUGAUGGAUCAUGGAGCAUCGUCGGGAACUCUGAACAGUAACCGGAAGACGUGA
Notodromas monacha is the source of this 2100-nucleotide messenger RNA. Lineage: Eukaryota; Metazoa; Arthropoda; Ostracoda; Podocopida; Cyprididae. The record is from the annotation of a GenBank genome assembly.